GUAGUUUACGGGUUUCCGUUGUCAAGAUGGAUUUCUAUAUUCAGUCUUUAUUUGUGGCUCAGAACAACUGCCGUAAAAUGUAGUACUGUGACCUGUCCCUGGACAGUAGCAUGUAGUUUCAUUCUGUUCAUCGUCCACUGGAUGAAACCGAUCGUUUAGAAAUUCCACAUUCGACAUAGUGGAUACCAAUAUAAUUUAAUCUCCAGGAUGUCACCCCCAUCCUUGUUAAUCUUGUAUGGCAGCCAGACCGGGACGGCUCAGGACACAGCCGAACGAAUAGGACGUCAGGCCAAGAGGCGGUGGCUGAAAGUCAGGGUGGAGGCGUUGGACAAUUACAAUGUGGCAAACCUCAUUUCUGAGUCCUUGGUGGUAUUUGUGUGUGCCACCACUGGCCAAGGUGACCCCCCUGACAACAUGAAGAAAUUCUGGCGCUUUAUCUUCCGGAAGUCUCUGCCAGCUGGUUCCCUGUGUCGCCUGGACUGUGCUGUGUUGGGUUUAGGGGACUCCUCAUAUCCCAAGUUUAAUUUUGUUGCUAAGAAGCUUCACAAACGCCUUGUACAGCUGGGAGCCAGCACCCUUCUACCCCUGGGGCUAGCAGAUGACCAGCAUGACUUGGGCCCAGAUGGAGUUAUUGACCCUUGGCUCACUGCAUUCUGGGAUAGAGUACUGGCUCUCUAUCCUCCACCUGGGGGCCUGGACCCACUCGGUGAAGAUGAGCUACUCCCUCCCAGGUUUGUGUUUCACUUCCUGGAUGAUGUCAAAGAGAAUCUCACCAUCCAAUCAGAGGUCAUGGACACAGAGAACCUGAGGCCGCCUUCACAGGUCCAUCCUUUCAUGGCACGGGUGGUCUCCAACCAGAGAGUGACCCAUGCCUCCCACUUUCAGGAUGUGCGUCUUAUUGAGUUUGACAUCACAGGGUCAAACAUACAGUACAGCGCCGGAGAUGUGGUGGUGAUCCAUCCCAAGAACUGCUCUGAGGACGUGGAGCAGGUCUGCCAGAUGCUGAGACUGGAUCCCACGCGGCGGUUCAUGUUGAGGCCAGCAGAAGGCGAGACAGUGCCUGCCCGCUUGCCUCAGCUGUGCACCCUGGGAUACCUCCUGGAGAGCUUCCUGGACAUAGGUAGCGUGCCUCGCCGCUCGUUCUUUGAGCUGCUCUUCUGCUUCGCCACGAACAAGCUGGAGAAGGAGAAACUGAUGGAGUUCUGCUCGGCGGAGGGCCAGGAGGAUUUAUACGCCUACUGCAACCGGCCUCGGCGCACAGCCAUCGAGGUCCUAGCGGAUUUCCCCCACACCGCAGCUGACCUCACGGUGGAUUACCUGCUGGACCUCUUCCCAGAAAUCCAGCCUCGCUCCUUCUCCAUCGCCUCCUCACUGCUGGCUCACCCCAAUAGGAUCCACAUCCUCCUAGCUGUAGUCAAGUACAAAACUAGACUGCAGAAGCCACGCAAAGGCCUCUGUUCAACCUGGCUGGCCUCCUUGGACCCCACACAAGGGGAGGUCCAUGUCCCACUGUGGGUGAAGAAAGGCUUACUGAGGUUCCCCAGUGACCCUGCCAGUGCGGUUAUAAUGGUAGGGCCUGGAACGGGGGUGGCUCCAUUCAGGUCCGCACUGCAAGAGAGGAUAGCCCAAGAUAAGAGUGGCAAUGUGCUAUUUUUCGGCUGUCGCUCUUCGUCCAAGGACUUUUACUGCCGGCAUGAGUGGGAGGAGAUGGAGCGAGCGGGGCAGCUGACCCUCUUCACUGCAUUCUCCCGAGACCAGGAGGACAAGAUCUAUGUGCAGCAUCGAGUGAAGGAGCAGGCUGCGCUGCUGUGGGACCUCAUCACCAAUAGCAACGGUCAUUUCUACAUUGCUGGCAAUGCCAAGGACAUGCCAACGGCUGUGUGUGAUGCCCUGAAGGAGGCAUUCCAGAGUGAGGGGGGCGUGAGUGCUUCCCAGGCUGAGGACAUGUUUAAUACCAUGGAGAGGACAGGCCGCUUCCAGAGCGAGACCUGGGCCUGAUCCCAGAUCAGUGACACAAGCUGCAAGCUUUUUUUUUUUUUUUUUUACAGAAAUGAUGAUGGGGAUAUCUUUUUUUUUUUCAGAAAAAUGGAACUGAGUAGCACUACAGUAAAACAAAACACCCCAUGUUAUAUUAUUUUUCUACCCUGUAUAUCCUGUAUUUCGAAAUGUGUGAAUUGAACCCCUUUACUCAUUCUAAACUCUCACCAGUUUAUCAAGAUGAAACAAUGUGUAAUACAAAUAUGUUAAAUUAUCAUGUGGUGUAUGCAAUACAUAUUGUUCUUAUGUGAAAAUUACGAAAAACGAAAUACAAAAAUGCAUAAUUAAACUUUAAAACGUAA
Molecule: messenger RNA, 2339 nt
Organism: Anguilla rostrata (American eel)
Lineage: Eukaryota; Metazoa; Chordata; Actinopteri; Anguilliformes; Anguillidae
Gene: ndor1
Product: NADPH dependent diflavin oxidoreductase 1
Exons: 15
Coding region: 208-1998 (596 amino acids)
Cellular component (GO): cytosol
Molecular function (GO): FMN binding; flavin adenine dinucleotide binding; NADPH-hemoprotein reductase activity
Source: RefSeq, a predicted model, not a curated record